UCCCGGCCGACCGCACAGUCGGAUUGCAGCAGUGGCCGAGGAAACAUCGGACAACUGCGUCGUCGUCGUUGAAAGUCUCCCCAGUUUUUUUUGUUCUUCCUCCGUUACAGUGCGUUGCGUUUUCUGGAGCGAACAAACAAGUCUGGAAGCAAGUGCCGCGUAAAGUGUAAGCCGUGUGCGUGUUCAGUGUGUUCCCUACUGAUCGUUGCGUUUGUGAUUGUGCUGCCAUUGUGAUUGCGCUGCUUGCUUCGGCAAAAAUCGAACUUAAGCAGGAGAAAAACAGGAAAGCUUGAGCAGCCAAAUUGGAAAACACUCCUCAACCGAACUUCCUGCACGGUCACGCUGCAAUUUGUGUGCGCAAAUUGUUUUCCAUCCAGCUUCUCUGCUGCGCCGAAACCGAGAGAAGACGCGAGCCGCGAUUUUGCGCGUUCUGAACGAGCUGCCAGUGUGUGUGUGUGUGUGUGUGCGCGUGCCUAUUGGGGUGUGUGUGCUUUACGAGGGUGGUAUAAAUUAGGGGCAAAUAAAUACACUUCCCCCGUCUUGCUGUUGGAUUCCAACCGCCAACACCGACCAGGAGAGAAAGGAAGUCUGCUUUUGCACCCAAACGCAUUCAUCAUGAAGCUUCUAUUAGCGGUGUUAACUUUCGCGACGUCCCUGCUUAGCAUACAAUGCCGACCACAGGCGAUACAGAUCGAGAAGCAGGUGAUACGACUGGUGCCGGAUGCGCGUGCCUUCGAGCCGCUGCUAACGAAUCAGCGCGGCUCGAUCGAGGAAACCGAUCGCAUCUUGCGCGAAAUCGAACGCAUCAACAUUGCGAUGGGCUACAAGAAGAAGGUGGACGUUGCAUUCCCGCGCAGCGGCCAGGACACGGCGGGCUAUUUCUAUCCCCGGCCGGCAUACUUCCCCCCGAGCGUCGCUCAGCUGAAGACACCGCAGAAAGCUUCCAAGGGUAUCGUACCGAACCCGUUCGCGGCACAAACGUUCUUCUAUCCGGCACCGUAUCUGCAGCUUCCCAGCAUGGCCACACCGAGAGCAUUCAGAUUGGUGCCACUGCCAGUAGAGCAAGCCGUGGUGCGCGCAAGCAAAGAGCUUCGCUCACCGAAUCAGAUCUACAUACUUCCGAUCAGUGUCCCGGCAGCGGAUGGACGAUCGAGCGAAAUUCGCUUCAUUCCCAGCACGAUCAACUUUGCCUCCUUCACGCCGGUACAGCUGCGCGGCAAGGCACUCGACCUGGAGGGCAAACGGUCGGCUGCGCUCAAGAAACCGAAAGGCGUGAUGGAGGACGUCGCCGAGGUGGCCGAUGCGGUGCAGAGCACCAAGCUGGAAGAGGAACUGCUGGAAGAGAUCGCCGAAGCGGUCGACUACGAGGAGGAGGAGGACGAGAAGCAGACGGCGGGAGCGCAGGUGGCCGAUGUGCCCGCCGUGCCGAAUGACAAAUUCAUGGGCGACCCCACCAAGAAGGCUUCCAGCGAGGAGGGCGAGGAAGAGGACGAAACCGAACCGGACAUUGAGCUGGUGAUGCUGCAGAAGGUGGCCGGCAAGAGCUUCAACAUUUCGAACGUGUUCAACAACUUUACGCACCGGUUCAAUAUCCUCUCGACGACACCAACGACGGAUUUGUCAGGAUCUGCGGCGGCGGACACGCCCCAGGACCUGAAAGAUCUGAAAGAGAAACCGCUGACCGGGGAGGAAGAUCUGCCAGCGCAGGAUAAGGGACCGUUCGGCAUCUUUGCCACGAAGCAGGCGGAUGCGGGCAGUGGGCUCGUUAUUCAGCGGCUCCGUGUGCGCCAGGGUGGAAUUGCGAUUGCCGGGCCGGGCGGUGUAGCGACUGCGGGCAGCGGUGGUACGGCAAUUGUAGGACCCAACGGGACGGCCAUUACGCAUCCGCGCAGCUUAACUAUUGCUGGGCCGGGUGCAAAAGUGUACGCCGUACCGGAGACGGUAGAUCUGGCGAAGACGAUCAGCGCCUCCAAGCGUAGUCUGCCGCUCGAUGCGGUUCUGGUGGCGAGUGGUCCCGUUGUCUACUAUCGGACAUGCUUCUUCCCCUAUCGACCGGCAGAGCUUCAUACUCCGGCAGCACCAUACUCAUACCCUGCACCAGCCUUUCCAUUUACCGGUCGGCACUACAGUAUAGUGCCGGUGUCGGUGCCUUUCCCAGCUGGAGCAAACACACCGGUACCGGUAGAGACCGCACAGGGUAUGCUACCGAUUGUUCCGAUAAAUGAUCGAACUUCGGAAAAAUUAGUGCAAAAACCAGCCAUGAAAAAACGGACACGAAAACCGGCCACGAAAACCAAACCCAAGCGGGUGAUGAAUGCUCCGCUACUGCAGGCCCUCCAGCAGCAAGAUGGACAGUUCAAGGUACAGCAGUAUGCUUUAGCCGAAGCUCCGGAACAGACUUCCAAAGCCAUUUCGAAACCAUCACCAGUACCGGAGAAGAUCCAAGCGACAGGUGGGCAGCGGUUAAGCCCGGCACAAUCCACCAACCCAGUGGUAGUGAUGGCUACCGGGUCCACGACGGCCGACGCUCCGGUGAUUGGGCGCGUGCCUGUAGCACCAACCGUCCAGGAGUACUACCCGUUCUAUGGCGUUCCGAUGACGGAUAAUCGCGAGGAGGCGUCGCUCAUACUGGAACCGUCGUCGAAAGCGAUCUCGGGCAAUGGUGGCACUGCCAUCUCGACGCCCGUCUCCCAUGCCAUCCUGAAGCAGGGCAGCCGGGCGAAGAUCCUGUUCCGGCCGCAGUCGGUCGCGAUAGUCGGUGCGAACGGGCGGGCCCACGCGCAAGCCGAUCUGAUUGUCGACUAUGUGAAUCCCGAGCAUCGAACGGCUACCGAUGUGCUGAAGCUCCCAUUCUACGGUGGAGCUCGUGGGCAGAUUCUGGAGAUCCGCAAAAACAGUGACGGUACGGUAGUGAGCAAGAUCCUGCGAGGAGAUGAUGAGGACGUCGAGCUGAAGGUGCAACAGGUGGCCGACGAGGGAGCGAAGCAGUCGAACGAGCAGGCGCUCGAUGCUAGCGACGAGGACCUCAAGGCAACAGAUCAAUCGUUCGGGGAUUAUCUGCUGAAGAUACAGAAUGCUGCUGCCUCGCUCGUAUCACUACAGGAGACGGUGAAGAAGACGGGCAAGCUGUCACCGGACCAGCGCAAGGUGUACACGGACAAUCUGGAGAAGCUUGGCGUUGCUGCGCAGAAGUUGGCACACAUUCAGCAGGCAGAUGAUGACCAGGACGCGAUACGGUUCCUGUUCGAUUUAUCCGCUUUGACAGCUAACUACGAGACCGCACCGUCUGGCGAGCCGCAGAAGAAGAAGGUCUCCAGCAGCAAGAUCACAUCGUUCCCCGGGUACAAGGGCAAGGAGGAGAACAAGAAGAAGGAGGAGGAGGAGAACGUUGGCGAGGAUAGCUCCAGUGGUGAUUCCGUGCAGGUUGAGACACAGGAAAAGGAGAGCUCCAUUGCCGAGGCUAAGCCUGUUGGUCUUGCGAUCGCUGGUGAAGGUGGUGUAGCAUCAUCGAAACCCGUAGCCACUGCCGUUGUCGGUGAUGGUGGACUGGCUGUGGCACGCCCGGUAGCAACGGCCAUCGCUGGCAUUAAACCGAGCGAACUCGGCAGCUUGGGUCUUCCCAUUUCGGUCAACAAGAAGGUGCUUACCAAGGGCAAAUAUGGACUGGUUGCUGCUGGGGAUGAGACCUCCGGAGGUGUCCUCGUUGGUCCCGACUUUGAAGCUCGUGUUGCACCGAAAGAAAUCGAAGCAGAGCUGGAGGACAAUCGCCAACAGGCGAUGGCUAACUUCGACACGGAGAAAUUCUUGGCCAAUCUGCGACUGAAGACGGCCCCAGCGCCUACUCCAAUCCCAAGUGCACCCCAAUCGCUAGGCUCCUAUCAACCGGCUACGUACCUGCAGCAGACAGCCCCGUACAUGUCCGACUACAACCAGCUGGGACAGAGCGCCUAUCCCGUGUAUACGCCGACCAUCAUUCCGUUCUACAACAGCUGGGCCCCGAACUACUACCCGUACAUGAACACGCUGAGCGCUUACCAGUUGGCAGCACUGCAAUCCGCCCAGUACAACCAGUACCCGUACCUGUACGGUGCGUACCAGCAGCCGCAGCUGCAGCAGAGCCUCGCCCAGAGCCCGUUUCAGCAGUUUGACUAUCCCCAGCGCGCCCUGUACAAUCCGGCACCGGUGGUCAAUGCGGCCACUGCCUAUCCGAACUAUAACAAUUACGCAUCCUUCAGCAGCCCGUCGCCAUACCGAUUUUUCUACUAUUAGUCUGCUGAUUGGUACCGGCCCGCACGAUCGCUUCCUGCUGAACAUCGUCUCGAACGGGCCGACCACCACCGACGACUGAGUGCAUCGUGUCUCGGGCACGUUCAUCUCAACUUCACGCGGUCUGGUGAAGAAACUCAAACUCCAUUUUUAGUACUACAGUUGGCCAACGAUAUUUUGUAGGUCUUCCGAUUGGCAGCCGAGCUCGACUCCCGUCCAUGGUUGCAUACACCCCCUCACGGCUAAUCCUAAGACUUACGAGACUGAACAACUACAACGAAUUAGAUUGGUGUUAGGUGUAAGGGCAAAAACAAAACGAACGACCUCUGGAUGGAUGAUGGUACACGGGCAACGAACCCCCCGGUCCGAAAACCUGCGGAGCUUGAUGGCCAUUCCGGGGGAGUGCACGGAUCCGGUUUGGUUCGCUUUUGCUGUGUGCCAUCACGUCCGUCGUUCGAAAGCGUCGCAAACAAACUUACGGUAGCGUGCGGGAUGGGUUGUCCAUACCCGAUCUGAUAAGUGCAUUUCUUCUAGCGCGUAAGAGUACGAAAUAAAGAAACGAACGGAAUAGCUUCCAUUAGUGAUGUAGGUGGAUAACUAUAAAAAAUGA
Messenger RNA from Anopheles arabiensis, 4876 nucleotides. RefSeq lists its product as uncharacterized. The transcript is spliced from 7 exons. NCBI's taxonomy places the organism in Eukaryota, Metazoa, Arthropoda, Insecta, Diptera, Culicidae. Bases 616 to 4269 code for a protein of 1217 amino acids. The record is from RefSeq and is a predicted model, not a curated record.